Molecule: messenger RNA, 836 nt
Organism: Papilio xuthus (Asian swallowtail)
Lineage: Eukaryota; Metazoa; Arthropoda; Insecta; Lepidoptera; Papilionidae
Product: antichymotrypsin-1-like
Exons: 6
Coding region: 75-821 (248 amino acids)
Molecular function (GO): serine-type endopeptidase inhibitor activity
Source: RefSeq, a predicted model, not a curated record
AUAAACAUAAAAGAUAUACGAACAUACAAAUUGUGAAGCAAAUUGAUCAGUGAGCGUAGAGCCUUGGCCGCGAGAUGUUGAGAAUACUUCUACUAGUCACGCUUUCAGUUGCGUUAGCGGUAGAAGAAGAUGAAUUUUUUUUCUUCGGGCAUGAAUACAAGAGGACGGAGCUGGGUAAUGCGGUUGACAAGGCGUCCAUGAGGUUGCUAAAGGAUUUAUACGACUCUAGUGAAGAAAAAAAUGUGAUAACAUCUCCCUUGGGCGUCCUCACACUGCUCUCUCUGUACUCUACAGGGACUACUGGCAAGAUCAAAGAGGAAAUAGUCAACUUCCUUGGUUUACCCGAUUACAAAAAAAUGACAGAAUCUUACAAAUCUCUGACCGAGAAGUUUACCGACAUGAAUCCCGAGUUUCUAACAAUGGCUAACAAAGUGUGCGUGGUGAGUCGCUAUGAGUUGACGGAUGAGUUUGCAGCCGUCGCUACACGUGAUUACCACAGCGAAGUACAGACUCUGAACUUUACUAAUCCUAGUGAAGCCGCUAAAAUUAUAAAUGAAUGGGCAGAUCAGAAGACUCGUGGCAAUAUAAAGAAUCCGGUAGAUGAAGACACUUUCCCUCCAGACACGGCUGCCGCUCUCUUUAAUAUUAUAUUCUUCCAGGGUCAUUGGCAUGUACCAUUCGACAAAACACACACCGUUGACAAGAAGUUCCAGCUCAGCGCCACAGAAUCUGUUCAGAAACCAACGAUGCAUUUACUGCAAUCCUUGUUUUACCACGAGGAUAAAGAAUUGGGCGCUAGAGUAAGUACAUAUAUUCGAUAACAUCCUUCUAAAAUU